Messenger RNA from Podarcis muralis (Common wall lizard), 3234 nucleotides. RefSeq names its product GDNF family receptor alpha like (gene GFRAL). Gene Ontology annotation, molecular function: signaling receptor activity. The record is from RefSeq and is a predicted model, not a curated record. Gene Ontology annotation, cellular component: external side of plasma membrane; signaling receptor complex. Gene Ontology annotation, biological process: nervous system development. NCBI's taxonomy places the organism in Eukaryota, Metazoa, Chordata, Lepidosauria, Squamata, Lacertidae.
CAGCCGGGAGAGAGCUGUCCAGCGCGGCGUGGUGCUGAAACGACUCGGAGGUUUUGAGAUUUCAGAGAGCAUCAGGCGAUAACCUGCAGCUUACUGUGCUCCGCAUCAAUAGCUCAGGACUGCCUUGCGCGAUGAACUCCAUUCUGUUGCUGGUGCUGGUACUACAUUCCAUGCAUGUAACUGCUUUCCAGACCUCCAAAUGCCAAGAGCUGAGAGAGAGAUGUGAAGCUGCAGGAAAUGGAUGUGAAAGUGUCUGGGCUUUGCUGGAAGAAGUUUGUUGCAUUUCAGGCAACAACUACACAGUAAAAGAUUCGACCAACUGUAAUAAAACAGUCAAGUUCUUAGUUGACCAGUUCCCAGAAUUUAAAGACUGCACCUGCACUAACGAUAACUGCAGCACUACAGCGUUGCUUGGCAAGCAAUGUUUUGGGAAUAAAGGGAAAUCGAAGCUUUACGCAAGCACAGAUGUCCAGUUAGGAUUCCUGCCACAGACAAAAUUGCAGGAGACGGUGCACCAAGGCAUGUUAGGAACCGACUGCGCGGUUGCAAUGGAAAUAUGCCGAGGAGAUGACACCUGUUUCCUGCAGUACAAGAAAUUCCAGAGAAUGUGCAGAACCAAAGUAGCAAACUGUAGCCUCCGUGUGGUGGUACAGCAAUGCCUCACAGCAUGGAAGGAGUUAAGGAGAACAGUCCUGGGGAGCUGCAUAUGCCCAGAACCACUGCAUAAAAGAUGCACUAAAAUAUGGAAGCAUAUAUUUAACAACACAUGCGUACAAUACACCCAGGAAUACCAAGCUUCUGCCAUUCAGGAGGAAACCUAUGCAGGCUUUGAUGCAGAUCACCUGAAAAUAAAAUCACAGUGGAAGUCAUCGUCUCUUUCAAACUAUGAAUACAAACACCUGCGCUCCUGCUUCCAAGUCAAAGUGGACUGUGUCAAUGACGGAGUCUGUAACAGACAACUAUCUCGCUACCUUCAAGCCUGCCAAGCUAAUGCAACACAGUGCAAUUGGACACGGUGCCAAGCGGCUCUGCGGUCCUUCUAUGAAAACAUGCCUUUGAACGUAGCCCUGGUGUUGACCUUUUGUGAUUGCAUGCCGUCAGAUGAAAACUGCCACCAAGCCAAGGGAUUCCUUCAUGGCACAGUGUGUGGAGUCAAUAUGGUCCCAGCUCCUUCAUGCCUCAGUGUAAUUGACACAUGCCAAAGAAAUGAGAUCUGCCGGGCCAAGUAUGAAGCAUUUACAUCUAAGUGUUUAAAACCCUUUGCCCGACAAUGCCUUGAAGAUACAGCUUGUUUCGAAUCUUUGGAUGCAAAUGAUCUGAUGUGUUCUGACAGUGAUGAGUGCCGAGCUGCUUAUGUCGGAAUGUGGGGGUCUGUCCUUCGAGGAGUUGAGUGUACCUGUGACACAACGCCACUGGCUAAGCAGACUGCAUGCAAGUGGUUCCAUCAUAUCCUCCACAGCAAAUCCUGCUUCACUCAGAUAUCAGGUGGAAAAGCUGACCUUUACUCAUCACGUAUGGUUCUACCUGGAAAAAUACUUCCUGUAACUGGAGAACGGUCUUCAUUGUACACGGACACAAUCAUUAUAAUGAUAUACACCUCUUGCAUAAUCUUGGUGCUGGCGAUAAUCCUGCUGACUUUGUUAAAGACCAGAGCUUGCACAACUGUGUAUCAGGCCAAGACUGUUUCCCCAGCCCAUUUAUCUGAGAAGCUCAUGAUGCCUCGACGACCGUGGAUCACCGACUGCGUCGAUAAUGCUAUUUCAGGCUCUUCUCAUUAGCCAACCUGGUGCUCAUAUGCCAUGAAAUUUCUCUUCAGAGAAUACAUGGCCUGUAAUACUGCUGUUCCACUUCAGCAAACACUGGGCAACUUACUACAAGAGAGGACACCACUGGAGUUGUAAUUGCUUUAUUUGCCUCAGUACUGUGUUGCUGUGUUGAAUUUAAGAUUGAGACAUAUGAUAUACUACACGAUGAUACGUUUGGCCAUGACAUGUUUCCAGCCCAGCAUUUGCCAUACCGCUGUGUUGAAAAUUUCCUCUCCAUUUUUUCAACCAUUCUCGAGCAGUCAGUGAGGAAAGAAAUUGCAUUUGAAAAUUAUCACAGGGAAGAGAAAAUGUCAGUGAAAUUCUCAUGGGCAGGGUACAACAUUAGGGUGUACUUCUAUUGCUUUUGAGAUGGCCAAGGCAUAUUGAAAGUGCCCUUUCAUUCCUUUCACAAACCCCAGUUCCAGGCCCUAGUUUAUUAAUACCUAUGAAGGUUUUUAACUCUUUACCGUGACAAAGUCUAUUGUCCAUUAAUACACAAAAAAGUAUUUUGCCAGAUUGCAUCUCUUAUUUGCUCAUAUUUGCAGAUCUAAGCUGAGAGAGUGGGUCACAUUUUAGUCCAAUGCACAGAAAACAAGUUGUGAAACUUACCAAACGCCAAAACCAUAUAAAUAUCUACAUUUGAGGCCCUGCCCAAAUGAGCAUUAGCCCUGCAUGUAUAUCACAUUGUAGCAGGAAUGCAAAUGCUAAAACCUAAAUCCCAGGACUUGUGUUACACUUCUGGCACAGGGGCUGCUGCAAUCCUGCUCUUUCCUGCACCUCAAGGAAAUUUGAGAGGCGCAGCAGCAACUUCCCCCUGGUAAUGCAAUUUCCUAAGGUUUUAAGCUGGCAUGCAAAUAAACCAUGGCAUGAGGGUCCUUUUGGGUGGCCCUCACCUUCUCACAUCAUACUAGUGGCAUGGGAAGGAGUGGUACCACUGUGGUCUUCAUAUGGCUGGGCUAAUUUUACUGACUCUUUGCAGUUCUUCGUUUGAUAUGCUAUUUUGUGAAAGCACUACAAAUCUGCUCUGUCUCCUGCUGGGAUUGUAAUGAGGCCUUUCCAACCAGAAAACCUUUCUAAGCAUUAGGACCCUUUCAAGUAUUAUGCUUUAACACUGGUGUGCAGAAUCUCUUUUAGAAAAUCUGCACCAGGAUGCUUUUCGGAUACAGGAUAUGUGCUAUCUCUGAGCUAUGGAAUUUCCCUCCUAAUUCCCUCCUUCCACCACCUCUCCCGCUGUGUACUGUCUGCUUGAUCAUUGGUUUGGCCAAACACCUCCUGACUGUGCUUUGUAUCUAUUCUACUAAAAGGGGAAAGGAUCCUUAAUCUGAGAUACAGGUUUACUUUGGGAAAUAGUUGAAGCAGCAAAAUACACUUCUUGUAGCGUUAUUGAGUUUUCACUGGUGUAGGUUUUUUUAUUGCUAUUAAAAAUAAA